Molecule: messenger RNA, 225 nt
Organism: Symbiodinium sp. CCMP2456
Lineage: Eukaryota; Dinophyceae; Suessiales; Symbiodiniaceae
Source: the annotation of a GenBank genome assembly
AUGCCUGAGACCAUGAAACCAAUGACUCCGGGACUCGUGUCCACCCAGAGAGUGUCUUCCAAAGACUCAGCGAAAAGAUCAGAUGGAGCCACCGUCGAGACGCAGUCUACAGCCACGGGCAACAACUCACCGCGUGCAUCGGAGAACUGCUCCGAGGUCGGCGGGACGCAAGAGAAGACCGGGCCGGUGUUGCCUUUGCAGAAGCGCGAGUCCGUCGCUUGGUGU